GCAAAUUGUUUAAUGUUUGGAUCUAACCGAAUAGCUAUACAUUAGCAUUUUAGAAUGAAUCCGUAAAUAUCUUGCAUCAAAUUGUGAUUUUAUGUAAUUCGAAUACUGACUGUAAUUUGAAAACUAUCCUAUUUGUUGUUAUGAACUGUAUUACCUGAGUAGGUCAACGAUUUCAUAGUGGAUUUGGUUACCGUUUCAGAGAAGUAAAGUGAUCUCGAAAUAUAUAAUUCAUGAUUUCGACGCUCGGUGGAAAUGGCAGAAAAUGAUGAUUUUUUAGACUCGAUUGACAACAAUCAUUUGGAAGGAACUAACGGCUCAAUGAAUAUGACCGACAAUAGUCUCGGAGGCGGAGAUGAAGCGGCCGGCGGAGAAGCUCCUGACCUUGCAGCUAUCAAGGCCCGAGUGCGGGAGAUGGAAGAAGAAGCUGAGAAACUGAAACAAAUGCAGACUGAAGUUGACAAGCAAAUGAGUAUGGGAAGCCCACCAGGACUAACCAGUCCAUUAAACAUGUCUAUCGAAGAAAAAAUAGAAGCAGACAAUAGAUCAGUAUAUGUUGGUAAUGUUGAUUAUGGAGCCACGGCUGAGGAGCUGGAGCAGCACUUUCAUGGUUGUGGAUCUAUUAACAGGGUUACAAUAUUAUGCAAUAAGUAUGAUGGCCACCCAAAAGGUUUUGCCUACAUCGAAUUUGGCGACAAGGAUAGUGUCCAGACUGCAAUGGCUAUGGAUGAAUCAUUAUUUAGAGGAAGGCAAAUAAAGGUGAUGCCGAAGCGUACGAACAAGCCGGGCUUGUCGUCGACGAACCGCCCGCCGCGCACGAUGCGCGGGCGCGGGCGCGGCUACCGCGGCGGCCUCGCGCCCUACUACACGGGCUUCCGGCCCCCGCGACGCGGCAGAGUCUUCAAGCGCGGCUCGUACUACUCCCCGUACUGAGUGUGGUAGUGGGGUCCGCCCCCCCGGCCAUGGCCCUCGUUAACCCAUUAGUGAAGUGGCGCGCGUAUAUCUAACUGUAGCAUAGCGCGACAGUGCGACGCCGCCCGAACUUACUACCCAGGACGAUAACGCUCACUAUUCCGUAAUUCACUGUCGAGUGACGUCAUAAGACAGUAAUGUGAUCGCCUAUGUAGCUAUCUAUGUCUAACAUUGGUGUGUCCAAACAAAAACACCGCAGUGUGUCCCUGCAUUUGAAUUAACGUG
Messenger RNA from Bombyx mandarina (wild silkworm), 1194 nucleotides. It is a transcript of the gene Pabp2, whose product is annotated as poly(A) binding protein nuclear 1. Lineage: Eukaryota; Metazoa; Arthropoda; Insecta; Lepidoptera; Bombycidae. The record is from RefSeq and is a predicted model, not a curated record. Gene Ontology annotation, cellular component: nucleus. Gene Ontology annotation, molecular function: poly(A) binding.